AGUUCAUCUGUCCGCAAGACUCGCUAGCGUCAAAAAUGGCGGCACUGAGCGACAGCGAUCCGUGUUCUUACAGCAAACCAGACGAGUGUAGCGUCACGCACAUCGAUCUAAAUUUGUUAGUAAAUUUCGAUGCCAGAGAGGUUUCAGGAACUGCACAUCUGAAGGUAGAGAAAAGGCAAGAAAAUGCUGCAACACUGGUUCUUGAUAGUGGAGACCUGAAAAUUGUCGGAAUAAAAGAUUUAGCAACUGGUGAAAAAAUGGAAUUUAGUAUUGGAGAAAAAAGUCCAGUUUUUGGCUCCAGGCUUGAGAUCCAGUUACCCAGCAGCAGUGAGAAACACCUGACUGUGAGUAUCACCUAUGCAACAAGUCCACAGUGCACCUGCCUCCAAUGGCUUGAACCUCAGCAGACUGCUGGCAAGCGCCAUCCUUACCUCUUCAGCCAGUGUGAGGCCAUUCAUGCUCGCAGCUUUGUUCCCUGUCAGGACACGCCUGCUGUAAAAUUUACCUACACUGCAAAGGUAAGUGCUCCAAAAGGAAUUACUGUCCUAAUGAGUGCAGUGAGACUUCAACCUGUGGCCUGUGAAGGGGACAAUUCUCAGCUGAUUCAUCAGUUUGAGCAGAGAGUGCCCAUUCCCAGCUACCUUCUUGCUAUUGUGGCAGGGGACCUUGAGAGCAGGGUCAUAGGUCCCCGCUCAAAUGUAUGGUCAGAAAGAGAGCUUGUGGACAUGGCGGCCAAUGAAUUUGCAGAGACAGAGAAAAUGCUGCAGACUGCAGAAGACUUGCUGGGGGACUAUGUUUGGGGCCAGUAUGACUUGCUCAUCUUGCCUCCAUCCUUUCCAUUUGGUGGCAUGGAGAACCCUUGCCUCACCUUCGUCACUCCCACACUGCUGGCAGGAGACAGGUCACUGGCUGAUGUUGUAGCUCAUGAAAUCGCUCACAGCUGGACAGGAAACUUGGUCACUAACUCUACAUUCCAAGACUUUUGGCUGAAUGAAGGGCACACAGUCUUUGUUGAAAGAAAAAUCAUAUCACGUCUUCAUGGUGGAGAACCCUUGAGAACUUUACUUGCUAGUGAAGGGUGGAAAGCUCUGCAAGAGACAAUCAAUCAGCUUUACAAAGCCAAUGAACCUCAGUAUACCAGACUCAUUCCAGAUCUGCGUGGAGUUGAUCCUGAUGAAGCUUUCUCAAUUGUGCCAUAUGAAAAGGGCUGUGCAUUGUUGUUUUAUCUUGAAGACCUUCUUGGUGGACCAGAUAUCUUUGAACCAUUUCUGCGAGCAUAUGUCAACCAUUUUAAAUUCAAGUCAAUUAGUGCUACAGAGUGGAAAGAUUUUCUUUUUGGCUACUUCAAAAGAGAGACAGAUCAAGAAAAAUUGAGAGGUGUUGACUGGCAAAAAUGGUUUUAUGCAGAAGGAAUGCCACCAAUUCAUCCUCAGUACGAUACAAGUUUGGCAUUGCCCUGUGAACAGCUCAGCACACGAUGGCUGACUGCCAGUGAUGCAGAUCUCACCAUGUUCUUGUCAAGUGACUUCGAGCAGUUUUCUUCAUUACAGAAACGAAUAUUUAUUUCACUUUUACUGGAAGCAAAGAGUCCUCUGACAGUGCCCAAACUGAAGCAAAUGGAAUCUCUCUAUCAUCUCAGUAAAAUUAAGAACUCAGAGAUCCGCUUCAGGUGGCUGAGACUUUGUGUGAAAGGACAAUGGGAAGAGGCUAUCCCCUCAGCUCUUGAGUUUGUAACAGAACAAGGCAGGAUGAAGUUUGUGCGACCUCUUUACAGGGACCUGUAUGAAUGGGAGGCAUCCAGGCAGCGUGCCAUCAAUAACUUCCUGGAGCAUGAAAGGGAGAUGCACAAUACAACAGCCAAGCUGGUGGCCAAAGACCUGCACUUAUCACGAUGACUUGUCACUAACAUCUUCAUGAGCAGCCAGUCCUCAGUGCCAUGUUGAUUGUCAAAGACAUUAACUUCAACAGUCCAUGCUUGCUGCAGCCUGUUUGUGUUACUAUUACAGUGGUAUAAACAGAGUGUUGUUUUGUACUUUUAUUUAUAUUUCAGGUUUUAUUUUAAUUUUUUAUUCAGCCAUAUUCUACAGCACCUCUUGCUUCUACCAAGUAUCUUUAUGUGGAUUUUUAUGCUUCAAUAUGCUGUCAUUGCAAACAUGUGAUUAACAUUCACCAUACAUGCGUGAUUACAGCAUGUAGCUGCAUCACUUUUAUGCUAUAAUUAUGAAGAAUUAUUUAAAGGGAUUUCUCAGCUCAGCAUGUUGUAAGUAGAUAUGUCCAGAAUGGUUAGGAUUCUUGAAUGCAUCACACUUUAUGAGAAUGAAUAACACCAAAAAAAAAAACCUCUAGUACCUUUUAGGAAUUAUUUUUCCAUAAACAUUUUUCCCUUUAACAGCUAUUUGAAGCAUCCUAUCACGAACUUGUAUUACUGGACUGCUUGCAGGCGAUUUUUUCUAGUUAAUGACAAAAACGAGGCAGGUGUAUACAAAGCUUCUGGUUUAGUCACAUUCAUUGUUUAGGCUUGCCGAGACAGUGGAGAACUUCGCAAGAGGCUAAGCAUUGGUCUUGGCAGACAGACAGCAGUCCUCCUGUACACGUCGUGAUCCUAUUGAACAUGCUUUUUUCAUUUGAAAAUACUGGAAAAUUUACUCUGACAUCAUGUUUGCUGUAGAGACAUUUAUGAUUGCUGGUUUCCAUUAUUUAAAAAAUAACAUCAUAAAUGUAUUGUUUAAAUUCCUUACUUUAAAAAAUAUGUUUAUAUAUCCAGUUUAUUUAUACUCUAAAUUUUUGUUUUUGAAAUGUCACAUUUUCUGAGCCAUUUCUUCAAAGUCCAUAUAUUGAAGCUGCUAGAACCAACUACUGUGCAAGAAUGUAAUAAUAGGGGAAGAAAGCACAGUACUCUUCAGGAACUAAUUUUCAUGAACUUUUUCCUGCUAUCAACUAAAAUAAGCAUGCAAUUGAAUAUUUUUUUUUCUAAAUAGCACAGAAUUAGACUGCUAGACAGCAUUUUAAAAAUGGCUAACAGUUGCCAAUUACAAUAUUGAUUUCUACUUUUAAACAAAAACAAAAAAACUAGAAUAGUCAAAGGCAAGUGUUAUUUGGAUUCUAUUUAUAUUUUCAUAACAUAUUAUUAUUAUCACAUUUUAUUUAUGGUGUGAAAGUAUUUUUUAAUGUAAAGGCUUUAUGGGUCUUUUUUAACUUCCUGCUGCAGAUUUCAGGCCUGUUGAAAUACAUUUACGACCAGAUUUAUUACUUGAAAACAAAUAAACUAUUCAGAAAGUGG
Messenger RNA from Pomacea canaliculata, 3280 nucleotides. RefSeq names its product leukotriene A-4 hydrolase-like. Gene Ontology annotation, cellular component: cytosol. The record is from RefSeq and is a predicted model, not a curated record. The coding region runs from base 36 to 1895 and encodes 619 amino acids. NCBI's taxonomy places the organism in Eukaryota, Metazoa, Mollusca, Gastropoda, Architaenioglossa, Ampullariidae. Gene Ontology annotation, molecular function: epoxide hydrolase activity; zinc ion binding; metallopeptidase activity. The transcript is spliced from 16 exons. Gene Ontology annotation, biological process: peptide catabolic process; proteolysis.